AUGCACGGCCUUCCCCAUCUUCGCUGCUGGCAUCUCCUCCGUCCGCACAUUCAAACCCAUAAGCAGUGUGCCUUCUCCGUGCUGUGCGGGCUGUCUGAACGUGCGUCCUGCUGCAUGCACCCGGUCCCGACAGCUUGGUACUCGUGCACAGCGGGGUUGGCGAGCGCAUAG
Auxenochlorella protothecoides is the source of this 171-nucleotide messenger RNA. RefSeq lists its product as hypothetical. The transcript has a single exon. The record is from RefSeq and is a predicted model, not a curated record. Bases 1 to 171 code for a protein of 56 amino acids. NCBI's taxonomy places the organism in Eukaryota, Viridiplantae, Chlorophyta, Trebouxiophyceae, Chlorellales, Chlorellaceae.